ACCAGCCUCAGACACCACCAUGACCGGCUCCUGCUGCGGCUCCACCUUCUCCUCCCUGAGCUACGGGGGAGGCUGCUGCCAGCCCUGCUGCUGCCGCGACCCCUGCUGCUGCCGCCCCGUGACCUGCCAGACCACCGUGUGCCGCCCCGUGACCUGCGUGCCCCGCUGCACGCGCCCCAUCUGCGAGCCCUGCCGCCGCCCGGUGUGCUGCGACCCCUGCUCCCUGCAGGAAGGCUGCUGCCGCCCCAUCACCUGCUGCCCCUCGUCGUGCACGGCUGUGGUGUGCAGGCCCUGCUGCUGGGCCACCACCUGCUGCCAGCCUGUGUCUGUGCAGUCCCCCUGCGGCCAGCCGACCCCUUGCAGCACCACCUGCAGGACCUCCUCCUGCUGAGCCACCACCUGCUGCCAGCCUGUGUCUGUGCAGUCCCCCUGCGGCCAGCCGACCCCUUGCAGCACCACCUGCAGGACCUCCUCCUGCUGAGCAGCCCGUUAUCACGAAGGGCCCCUCAGAAGAUGGCCAGGUCCAUCCCGCUGCCCCUCAGGGCUUCACCGCAGAGCAAUACACGUUUCCUUGAGAAGCCCAUUUCUCAUCUCUUCAUACUAGCUCACACUAUGCAUUGAAGACACCUUUUCAGACCAACCACAGAUGAGAAAUACUUUUCCUAGGACUCCAGUCUAACUCCUAUAUCAUGUUGUCUGCUUUCUAAUAAACUCAAUACUCCUACCAUAGAAA
Messenger RNA from Homo sapiens (human), 733 nucleotides. It is a transcript of the gene KRTAP2-2, whose product is annotated as keratin associated protein 2-2. NCBI's taxonomy places the organism in Eukaryota, Metazoa, Chordata, Mammalia, Primates, Hominidae. The coding region runs from base 20 to 391 and encodes 123 amino acids. The transcript has a single exon. The record is from RefSeq and is marked validated.